CAUGAGAGACUGGGAGAGAGGAAGGAGAGGGGUGGAGGAGAGGAGAGAGAGGGGGAGGGGGAGAGGGAGAGAGAGGGAGAGAGGGGGAGGGGGGAGAGGGAGAGAGGGGGAGGGGGGAGAGGGAGAGAGGGGGAGGGGGGAGAGGAGAGAGGGGGGAGAGGGGGAGAGGAGAGUGGGGAGGGAGGAGAGGAGAGUGGGGAGAGGAGAGAGGGAGGAGAGAAGAGAAGAGUGGUGAAGGGGGAGAUUGGAGGAGAGAGGAGACAGGAGAGAAAGAGAGAGAAUAUAAAAUAAAAGAAGAGUGGGGAAAGGGAGAGAUUAGAGGAGAGGAGGAGGUAGAGAGGAAAGUGAGGCAGGCCAAGUCUUACUGAACACAAGCCAUGUCUGGGUGGUUUUCCUGCAGGAUUGGGGCUUUGAUAUGUUGUCAAGUCCUCAGACGGAGGUUGACAGCGGUUUCAGGCAGUGGUCAGAGCUUUGAUUUAGACUGCUGGACCUUAGACAGAGACUGUGUUUCUCUUUGCUAGAUUGGGGUUUUUGAUAUUUACUAUGUGUCUUGGACUGAAGCGUUGUGUGAAUUCUCUGAAAUUGAGGUUUAUUCUCAAGAGUUAUUCUGUGAAGCAUAAAAAAUAUACAGCUCUGGAAAAAAUUAAGAGACCACUGCAAAAUUAUCAGUUUCUCUGGUUUUACUAUUUAUAGGUAUGUGUUUGGGUAAAAAUAACAUUUUUGUUUUAUUCUAUAAACUACUGACAACAUUUCUCCCAAAUUCCAAAUAAAAAUAUUGUCAUUUAGAGCAUUUAUUUGCAGAAAAUGACAACUGGUCAAAAUAAGUUCAUGUUCAUUUUUAAACAACACAAUACUAAUGUUUUAACUUAGGAAGAGUUCAGAAAUCAAUAUUUGGUGGAAUAACCCUGAUUUUCAAUCACAGCUUUCAUGAGUCUUGGCAUGCUCUCCACCAGUCUUUCACAUUAAUGUUGGGUGACUUUAUGCCACCCCUGGCACAUAAAUUCAAGCAGCUCGGCUUUGUUUGAUGGCUUGUGACCAUCCAUCUUCCUCUUGAUCACAUUCCAGAAGUUUUCAAUGGGGUUCAGGUCUGGAGAUUGGGCUGGUCAUGACAGGGUCUUGAUCUGGUGGUUCUCCAUCCACACCUUGAUUGACCUGGCUGUGUGGCAUGGCGCAUUGUCCUGCUGGAAAAAACAAUCCUCAGAGUUGGGGAACAAUGUCAGAGCAAAAGGAAGCAGGUUUUCUUCCAGGACAACCUUGUACGUGGCUUGAUUCAUGCGUCCUUCACAAAGACAAAUCUGCCCAAUUCCAGCCUUGCUGAAGCACCCCCAGAUCAUCACAGAUCCUCCACCAAAUUUCACAGUUGGUUUGAGACGCUGUGGCUUGUAGGCCUCUCCAGGUCCCCGUCUAACCAUUAGACGACCAGGUGUUGGGCAAAGCUGAAAAUUGGACUCAUCAGAGAAGAUGACCUUACUCCAGCCCUCUACGGUCCAAUCCUUAUGGUCUUUUGCAAACCUCAGCCUCACUCUUCUUUGCUUCUCAUUGAUGAAGGGCUUUUUUCUAGCUUUGCACGACUUCAGCCCUGCCCCUAGGAGCCUGAUUCGAACCGUCCUCGCCGUGCACUUCACCCCAGCUGCCGUUUGCCAUUAUUUUUGUAGGUAACUUGAUGUCAUCCUACAGUUGUUGAGUGACAUUCGAAUGAGUUGGUGGUCACCCCGGUCAGUAGAGAGUCGUUUUCGCCCUCUGCCGGUCUGUAGCUUUGUUGUCCCCAAUGUCUGCUGCUUGACCUUGUUCUUAUGAACCGCCGUCUUUUUAAUUUUAAGGAUGGAAGCAACCUGACGCUCACUGUAUCCCUCUGCCUGUAAAGCCAGAAUUGAACCCUUCUUUUCCUCACUCAAAACUUUCCUUUUGAACUCUUUUGGCAUGGUCAAUAGUAUUUUUUUAUUAAAAUUACUUUUGAGGUACUAUUAGCACUGUUUUUACCAUCCAGCUGGUCCUAUUGCAAGAGGAUAGUGAUGACCACAGCAGUGAUUUUUAUACUUUUCCUCAUUAAAUAAGAUUUGGUUCAGGUGUUCACCUAAUCAGUACCUAUUUCAGUAGAAUGAGGUGUGCCUGUGUUGGAAUUCAACAGACACUGGAAUGGAAUGGCUGUCAUACAUGUAGAGAUGCUGAUUUUAAGGAAAAAUGUGCAGUGGUCCCCCUGCUCAAGCCAGCGCAUGUCCAUGCCUGUCUGAAGUUUGCCAAUGACCAUCUGGAUGAUCCAGAGGAGGAAUGGGAGAAGGUCAUGUGGUCUGAUGAGACAAAAAUAUAGCUUUUUGGCCUAAACUCCACUCGCCGUGUUUGGAGGAAGAAGAAGGAUGAGUACAACCCCAAGAACACCAUCCCAACCGUGAAGCAUGGAGGUGGAAACAUCAUUCUUUGGGGAUGCUUUUCUGCAAAGGGGACAGGACGACUGCACCGUAUUGAGGGGAGGAUGGAUGGGGCCAUGUAUCGCGAGAUCUUGGCCAACAACCUUCCCUCAGUAAGAGCAUUGAAGAUGGGUCAUGGCUGGGUCUUCCAGCAUGACAACGACCCGAAACACACAGCCAGGGCAACUAAGGAGUGGCUCCGUAAGAAGCAUCUCAAGGUCCUGGAGUGGCCUAGCCAGUCUCCAGACCUGAACCCAAUAGAAAAUCUUUGGAGGGAGCUGAACGUCCGUAUUGCCCAGCGACAGCCCCGAAACCUGAAGGAUCUGGAGAAGGUUUGUAUGGAGGAGUGGGCCAAAAUCCCUGCUGAAAGUGUGUGCAAACCUGGUCAGACCUACAGGAAACGUAUGAUAUCGGGUAUUGCAAACAAAGUUUUCUGUACCAAAUAUUAAGUUCUGCUUUUCUGAUGUAUAAAAUACUUAUGUCAUGCAAUAAAAUGGAAAUUAUUACUUAAAAAUCAUACAAUGUGAUUUUCUGGUUUUUUGUUUUAGAUUCCGUCUCUAAACAGUUGAAGUUACCUAUGAUAAAAAAUACAGACCUCUACAUGCUUUGUAAGUAGGGAAAACCUGCAAAAUCAGCAGUGUAUCAAAUACUUGUUUCCCCACUGUAUAUAUACAGUGGGGAAAAAAAGUAUUUAGUCAGCCACCAAUUGUGCAUGUUCUCCCACUUAAAAAGAGAGAGGGCCUGUAAUUUUCAUCAUAGGUACACGUCAACUAUGACAGACAAAAUGGAGGAAAGAAAAUCCAGAAAAUCACAUUGUAGGAUUUUUUAUGAAUUUAUAUGCAAAUUAUGGUGGAAAAUAUGUAUUUGGUCAAUAACAAAAGUUUCUCAAUACUUUGUUAUCUACCCUUUGUUGGCAAUGACAAAGGUCAAACGUUUUCUGUAAGUCUUCACAAGGUUUUCACACACUGUUGCUGGUAUUUUGGCCCAUUCCCCCAUGCAGAUCUCCUCUAGAGCAGUGAUGUUUUGGGGCUGUCGCUGGGCAACACGGACUUUCAACUCCCUCCAAAGAUUUUCUAUGGGGUUGAGAUCUGGAGACUGGCUAGGCCACUACAGGACCUUGAAAUGCUUCUUACGAAGCCACUCCUUCGUUGCCCGGGCGGUGUGUUUGGGAUCAUUGUCAUGCUGAAAGACCCAGCCACGUUUCAUCUUCAAUGCCCUUGCUGAUGGAAGGAGGUUUUCACUCAAAAUCACAUGAUACAUGGCCCCAUUCAUUCUUUCCUUUACACGGAUCAGUCGUCCUGGUCCCUUUGCAGAAAAACAGCCCCAAAGCUUGAUGUUUCCACCCCCAUGCUUCACAGUAGGUAUGGUGUUCUUUGGAUGCAACUCAUCAUUCUUUGUCCUCCAAACACGACAAGUUCUAUUUUGGUUUCAUCUGACCAUAUGACAUAUGACAUUCUCCCAAUCCUCUUCUGGAUCAUCCAAAUGCACUCUAGCAAACUUCAGACGGGCCUGGACAUGUACUGGCUUAAGCAGGUGGACACGUCUGUCACUGCAGGAUUUGAGUCCCUGGCGGCGUAGUGUGUUACUGAUGGUAGGCUUUGUUACUUUGGUCCCAGCUCUCUGCAGGUCAUUCACUAGGUCCCCCCGUGUGGUUCUGGGAUUUUUGCUCACCGUUCUUGUGAUCAUUUUGACCCCACGGGGUGAGAUCUUGCGUGGAGCCCCAGAUCGAGGGAGAUUAUCAGUGGUCUUGUAUGUCUUCCAUUUCCUAAUAAUUGCUCCCACAGUUGAUUUCUUCAAACCAAGCUGCUUACCUAUUGCAGAUUCAGUCUUCCCAGCUGUGCAGGUCUAAUUUUGUUUCUGUGUCCUUGACACUUUGGUCUGACAUAGUAGAGUUUGAGACUGUUUGAGGAUUUGGACGGUUUCUUUAUAUGAUAACAAGUUCACAUCCAUUACAUACAGUGAACGAGUGAGACAGCCUCUUAAAGAAGUUAAGGUCUGUGAGGCCAGAAUCUUGCUCGUUUGUAGUGACCAAAUACUUAUUUUCCACAUAAUUUGCAAAUAAAUCAAAAAAUCCUAAUGUGAUUUUCUCUGAUUUUAUUUCUCAUUUGUCGUCAUACUGUAUAUGAUGAAAUUACAGCUCUCCAUCUUUUUAAGUGGGAUUACCAUUCGUGACUAAAACUUUUUCCCAUGUAUGUACUCUGACAUUUAACUCUAAGCAUUUCUCUGACGAAGUUUUGAGGAACACUCAAAACCUCAAACUGGAUCCAAGCAUUGAUAUUAAUCAAUACGCAAGCCCCUCUGUUGCAUCUGUUGAAUGAAUCGGCGUCGUAGAUAGAUUGUCGCUGAUUUGAGUUAAAUGUGCUUUCUCUGGAACCCAACCUUGAUAAACAAACACAUUCCUCCAACAAUGCUCACAGUUGUCUUUUUCAUUCCAGCUUCAACCCGAUCAACUAAAGACAAGUGCGUUUUUUCUCAGAAUUGUGUUUGUGUGUUUUUAUGUUCGCGUAUACUUCUGUGUGUGUUUGUGUGUGUGGUUGGCUCUGACACACACAUCACAUUGUAGACAGGAGCUGUGCCAGACAGAGAUUAGAAAAAGACACACUGGGACAUGAAGAGAGAGGAGGCGGGAAGCAAGCGUCCGACUAGCGGCUGGCUGCUGAUGUUAAUAACUUGUCGGUUUCCCUAUUUCCUCCCUUUGUAGCAGCUGUACGCCGCCCAGCUGGCCAGCAUGCAGAUCUCACCCGGAGCCAAAAUGGGCUCCCUGCUGCAGCCUCCCAACUCCUCAGGCCCCCUCUCGCCCUCUGCCUUGAAGAGUAAGAAGAGAGCAUUGAGUCCUGUCACUCACAUUAAGGUGAGCCAUCCCUUUAUGCUUGACAUUGUGCGUUUUGUUUUGGGCCUUGGUUAUCUAUGAAUCACUGACUGAAGCAAUGAUUCAAGUGAAAGGGAAUGAACAUGUAUGCGCUCACACAGAGACACACACAGAGUCAUUGGCACUGGCUGCUGUUUGGCAUGGGCUCAGACAUCUUCACUGGAGUGAGCUCGAGAGCAUACUCAUGAUCUUGACUCGACGAGGCAAUAAUGGGAGCCAUGUGUCUAUGUGGGGUCGCUGCAACCAGCAUUACAAUAGACCAGUGUCAGAACUCACCGCAGCUCUACAGUAGUACUCUGGCCUUGGAACUUCCACCCUUCUCUAACCCCUUUCCACUCUCGCUACCCAUCACACUGGCAUCCCACCCAUCCCCCAGCCUCCCAAAUCACGUUCCUUCUCCUCUCCUCAAGACCGGUUCCAAAUUAAAUCCAUGUUUGUUAGUGUACCCUUCACCACACAAGAGGCCCAGUCAGGCGGUGUUGACAUGCUUACUUCUUUUCCAGUUGUUAUCCCCUUCCAGGGAUUUCUCACAAACUCAAUGUGAGGCGAUAUGGUCAUGAACCUUUGAUUAAGAAAGUGAGGAGGAGACGCCACAACAAAAGUCCCAUUGGCUUUUUUUCAACAGAACUGGAUGAUGAGAUAGUUAAGGACUUAGACGUUUCAAUUUGAGCGCUGGAGUGGUGAACAGUACAGAGCCCUGUAUUUUGGAUCGGAAUGAUCAAAUGUAUUUAUAAAUGGCCACAACCUGAGAGGGGGGAUAAUUGAGUAAAGACCUGAUCGGGUAGCAAUCUGAGGUUCAAAGCAUAGCUGUGUAGCUUUAUUUUUCCUUCCUCUGAAUAAUGUGCGGUCCCAACACAGUGCCCUGGGGAACACCACAAAAGGCUUAAAGCACUCUCGCACUCUCAAACACAUUAUACACACUCUCCAACCAACAACCAAGUUUUUCACCAGGUCUUCACUUAAAGCAGUUUGUUAUAAUUCCUUCAUAACACCGUCAAAAUAUUUGUGUUUGCCCAUGUAACAGGUCCAUGGUGUGUUUUCAGCCUUCGCCACUCUUUCUUCUAUCUUCCCCAGGAGGAAGGAUCGACGCAGCCCCUGAAUCUCUCAGCCCGACCCAAGACUAGCGAGCCCCACCACUCCCCAUCCUCGCCGUCACACAGCCUGUACCCUGGCAACAAGAGCAGGCCCAUCAGCCUGGGGAAGGGGCGCAUCCCCAGCCCCCUCUCCAACAUGGGCAGGGGCUCACUGGGUGGGUACAGUGAACACACACACACACAUGCAUGCGCAAACACUCACAUUAGGUACACAUGUAAAUGCACACAAACACCUUCACACUGCAUAAAAACAAUCCAAGCAUCCUCCGCCAGUUCGAGUCAUGAGAUUUCAACCCCAAAGGAGACCUUCCUCACAUCAUUGUCUGCCCUGUAACAUAAACAUUUAUGCUCUACCUCUGCUAUCUGUGAUUAAGCCCAAUCUAAAGCCUCUCAUUACGGUGAAACAAUUUUGCUAGCUCCUCUAGAGAGGCUUUGAGGACGCGCCACUUCACUUGUGUUCCUUCCUAUGUGCUAUUUCUCGCCUUUUAAUUUUUUUUUAUUUACAUAGAAGCUUCAAAAACAUACUGGAAUUGUGGGUGCUUGUAGAGAAACUGCAAUUGGAAAAAAUAUAAUGUCCAGAGGAGUCUUUCAUUUUCUAACCCCAAAUAAACCCCUAGCCUCUACCACCUAGGCACAUGUGUAGAUCUGAAAGAGCUGGAUAUGUAAACACAAUAUGGUAACAGCUCCACCUCGCCUUCUGAUAGUCUAGGCACAAUUUUUGCUAUAUUGCUUACACUUGUCCGAUCCUCUCAGCUCUACGCAUGUCUAGAGAGUAGGAGCUAGGUGUCCAUUUGGAAUCAGACGUUCGUCUAGAUUUUUUCCAUUGAGGUCACGUACAGCAAUGAUGCCGAUUGGUCUGCCGCUGUGUCCGUCACAAUCAGAUACUGACGGGGUCAAUGCUUCCCGCCCACAGACAUCCUGUCCAGCCUGAACUCCACAGCACUGUUUGGGGACCAGGAUGCAGUGAUGAACGCCAUCCAGGAGGCGAGGAACAUGAGGGAGCAGAUUCAGAGAGAACAGCUUCAUCACCAGCAGCACAGCCUGGAAGCCAAGCUCACGGCCCUGAGCGGCAUUAGCUUCAGCAAUGGCAGCAAGGUUAGUCACGACACAGAUAAAGACACACACACAAGCACACACACUAGCUACUAUCUAAUUAGCACUAUUAUCCUCGGUUUGGCUCACAAUGCAGACAGAUGCCUGAACAAUGUACACUUGUCUUCUUACAUACUCUACUAUAAAUUCAUUCUCAGAUUGACACAGGGCAAGCACAAUUCUGUCAUUCUGUCACUUUCUCCUCUCAUGCAUGUACUGUAAAGGGAAAUAAUGUUGUCUGCCUUUUGCCCUGGAACCCUGGCCAGUGCUCUUGAGAUCCUCUCUUCCUUCUUGUCCACAUGGCCACCCAGAAGCCAACUGCUUUGAACAGCCGGCAACUGGGCCGUGUGUGUCUCUGUCUUUGUGUGGGUGUGUGCAUGUGUGUGUGCGCGUGUGCAUGUCUGAGUGUGUGUAUGUGUGUGAAGCAGGGGGGGUGGGCGUUGAGUCCAGCAGUUCCUCUUCUCUUGCCAUUUGGGGAUUUCUGCCUCGGAGGUCUGUACCCAAUUAGAACCUCAGUCUGGGCAGAGGGCAUUCAACCCCCCCCCCCCCCCCCAUGUAAAAAAAUAUCUUCCAAAUAUCAAUCAGAUCCGUCAAUCAUGGAUAGGAGCAAGGGAAAAUACAUUUUGAAAAGAAGAAAUUAUCCUGCCAUCUUCCGAAGGGAUUGAUUGAUCCCAAUGUUGGCAGGGAGGAAGGAGGAAAGCAAAGAUAAAUAAUUAAUAUUUUAGCAAUGGAUACUUUGAACCCCUUCAGCCACAGCCCCAACUAGGUCAAGCUUACUGUACAUAUUAAACACAACCUACUAGGAUAUCUGUUUUUGAUUGGGAGUUGUUUGUUUAGCUUAAAGUGGUAAAAUAUGCUGCUAUUUAUCAGUGUUUUUAUAGAUGGGUUUACAUGAUCCUAAUCGAAACGUCUAAAUGUGUCAAUUAUCUUAAAGGUCCAAUGCAGCCAUUUUCAUCUCAAUAUCAAAUCAUUUCUGGGUAACAAUUAAGUACCUUAAUGAUUGUUUUCAAUUAAAAUGGUCAAAAAGAAAAAAAGAAUGCUUAGCAAAGAGCAGUUUCUCAAGCAAGAAUUUUGCUAUGACUGUCUGGGACUGGUCUGAGUGGGAAGGGGAAAACUGAAUCUAGCUCUUAUUGGCAGAGAGGUUUGGAACUCUCUUUCUUAUUGGUCUAUAAAUUAUGGUAUAUUAUUGGUCACCAGGCAGGCCAAAACUCCAUCCCACCAAAACAGGCUGAAAUUUCAUUUUUCAGUCAUUUAGCAGACACUCUUAUCCAGAGCAAUUAGGGUUAAGUGCCUUGCUUAAGGGCACAUCGACAGAUUUUUCACCUAGUCGGCUCGGGGAUUAGAACCAGCGACCUUUCGGUUACUGGCACAACACUCUUACCCACUAAGGUACCUGCCACCCGCAGGUUGUCUUUUCAAACAGCUCUUACACUAAAAGGGCAUUAUCAUAAUUUUUACAAUUUCACAGUUUUAUUCCAACCUCAUAGUGUGGAAAUAUAUAUAAAACACAAGAAAAUCACAUUUUUGACUGCACUGGGCCUUUAAAUGAUCAAAUGAAGCUUGGUUUAUUGUGAACAACAGGUUUUUAGGUGAGUUUCUUGUGCAUUUCUCUGUUCCGCUCUCACAUGUACCAAUACUAUAUUUUCUGGCUUUAUAAGAACAAACCGAGAGAUGCAGCAAUUUACUUUAUGGCUCCAUUCCUCCUAAUAAAAUGCUCAUUUGGAAUCCCUCAAAGUAAUUGUUUCCGGUUCUAAAACACGGCAGGCCAGUGUUUGUAGUUCAGUGUUAUUCGUUACCUAACAACGGUUCCUCAAGCUUUCUUUUCUUAGCUUUAAAUGUAUCCUUUUUCUGUAAAAAGGGAGCAUUUUUUAGCCACUCAUAGGACUGUAUCUGUCUUAGUCAAUUCAUGACUCACCUCCUCCAUUCUGCAAAAUUGUACCACUGUACAAUUAAAUGGAGAUGAUCCACUUCUGUAUUUGAGUCUGAGCAUCAAGCUUUCUCGAAAAGCAUUUUUCUAGCAAUAUUUGUUGCAAUUUUGGGGACAUUUUAUAGACAUUCUUUAGAUAUACAUUAGAUUAGACAGUAUGAAACUACUGAAACACGUGAUCCACCUCCGAUCUCAGCUAUAAGAGAUUGAGUGAGGUAUCCACACAGAUGAAUGUGUUCUUAUACUACACCUUGGGUUGGAGAGAGUGUGUGGUAUAACUGUAUAUGGAGCAAUGCUGAUGGUGUAUGUGUCUGUAUGCAUGCAUGUGCUGGCCUUCUCCUUAGUCAUCGUUCAAUUUAAGCACAGUUCCCUUCUCUAUACGUUCUACUACUGAAAGUGAUCCAGGUCUCCUCUUUCUGUUGCUGUUUGACUUUGGCUCCAGUUUUGUGUCCUGGCAGUGGGCUGGCCUUAGCCAUGCUAAUGUCAUUAUAGCUCCUCUUGCGCACAGACGCUAGCUAUGUCCAGCAAGUGGCAUUGUGGAGUAUCACGUUACGCUUAUGCUGCCAAGCAAGCACACUGAAAUAGCCACUGAGUGUAAGUGCGUGGGUGUGAAAGAGAAAGUGUUUGUGUGUGGAGUAAGUUUAGGCCAGUUUUGAGCAAGCGAGCUGCCCUUGAAUAGAGCAUUAGUGCGUCCUACUCAGGAGAGGACUAGUACUUUAUUUGAACGCCCCUGUCACUAAGCCCACUUAACUCUGUCGGUAGUUGACAUCAGCUGUCAGGACUACUCAAGUACGUUACACCAGCUCUUUUGUGUGCCACACUACAGGGAAAGGAGGGACAGUUGAGGAGAACAUUAGAAUGUGGAUGACUUGAGUCAAGUCAGGCCAGUCACCACACAGCAGUCUCUUUUGUCUGUAGUGCUAUUCACAGGGUGUUAUGGUGCGCAUUGUCAUUGGUUGUAUGCGUCUAAUAGUUUUUGCGCUAAAUCAUGUAUAAGUACUUUUGCGUUAGCGUUGAUGUCCAAAUUCAAGGCCUAUAGAUACAGUGCCCGCCGUAAUUAUUUGGACAGUGACACAUUUUUAGUUUUUUUGGCUCUCUACUCCAGCACUUUGGAUUUGAAAUGAUACAAUGACAAUGAGGUUAAAGUGCAUUUAUAUUGGGUACGAAAUAAUCUGAAACAUAACCAAAACAAACAGCAAAUGCAUCAAACACGUUUGUAGAGUCACAAGCUUGAUGUAAUCAUUUCGUGUUAGGAAUAUGGGACCAAAUACUAAACUUUUGACUACUUUAAAAUAUGCAUCAAGUGAAUUUGUCCCAAUACGUUUGGCCCCCUAAAAUGGGGGGACUAUAUGCAAAAAGUGCUGUAAUUUCUAAACGAUUCACCCGAUAUGGACGAAAAUACCCUUGAAUUAAAGCUGCCAGUCUGCACCUUAACCUAAUAGUCAUUGUAUCAUUUCAAAUCCAAAGUGCUGGAGUAUAGAGCCAAAACAACAACAAAAUUGUCACUGUCCCACUAUAUUUAUACAACACUAUGUAUACUAUUUUAGAAAUAGGGUAGGCGUAAGCUCCUUCAGUUUCAAUGGGCAACAGGGCAAGGCGUCUGUAUUGAGAGAUGACAGGCAGAGUGAAAGAAGGUCGGAAGGAGGGAGAGGAGGAGUAGGAGGGAGGGUAGAGGGACUUCACUGCUCCUUCAGUUUCAAUGUACAACAGGGCAAGGCGUCUGUAUUGAAAGAUGACAGGCAGAGGAAAGGACGGAGGGAAGGAGGAGUGAGGGAUUUCACUGCUCCUGGAGGAGGCAGUAAACAUUUGUGGGUCGGUUAGAGCAGGGUUUGCCUGUACGCGUCGCCGCGGUAAUGAGCUCAAAACGACGCUGAUAAAACUGCUCGGCCGGCGCAGUGUUUAUAGGGCUGCCAUAGCAAUCCGUUGAAACGUGUGCCCAGUCAACGAGUGCAGGAGAGCCUAGGCAAUAGAGGAGCUCUGUGUGUCUCUUUAAGUUCCGAUAUAGAUCGAGUUGAAUUUUGGACAAGCCUCAGUCCCGUAAAGUAACAAUAUAUAACGUUAUUUUAUAGCUUUGAACAAUGUAGCUAAUGUCGAUUAUUCGUCAUUGUUGUAAUUUACGAGCGACCACAUUGGACUUUUGACUUUAGGCCUGCUGCCAUACUGAGUCCUGGUACAGAUUAAGUCCUAAAUUACUUUUUGGGGACUUUUUGGUGAGUGCUGAUUUGAUCUUGAGUUAGUCCUGUAGACUGUUUCCUAAUUUUCUGUAAGUAUUAAAAAGUAUUGAAAUGGGCCUCUUCAGUUUCUAUGCAUGCACUGCUCUCAAGUCAUUGUAUCUUUAUUGUCUGUAUAACAAAUAACAAUAACUAGGCUAUAUACAAGGGGUACCGAUACCGAGUCAAUGUGCAGGGGUACAGGUUAGUCGAGGUAAUUGAGGUAAUAUGUACAUGUAGGUAGGGGUAAGGUGACUAUGCAUAGGUAAUAAACAGAGAGUAGCAGCAGCGUAUGUGAAGAGUGUGAAGGAGUGUGUGUGUGUGUGUGUGGCGUCAAUAUGCAUGUGUGUGUGUAUAUGCUUUGUGUGUGUCCACGUGUGUGUUGGAGUGUCAGUGUAGUAUGUGUGAGUGUGUGGUUAGAGUCCAGUGAGUGUACAUCGAGCUUGUGCAAGAGAGUCAGUGCAAAAAAUAAUAAUAAAAUAAGGGGGUCAAUGCAAAUAGUCCAGGUGGCCAUUUGAUUAACUGUUCAGCAGUCUUAUGGCUUGGGGGUAGAAUCUGUUAAGGAGCCUUUUGGUCCCAGACUUGGCGCUCUGGUAUCGCUUGCCAUGUGGUAGCAGAGAAAACAGUCUAUGACUUGGGUGGCUGGAGUCUUUGACAAUUUAUAGGGCCUUCCUUUGACACCGCCUGGUAUAGAGGUCCUGGAUGGCAGGAAGCUCGGCCCCAGUGAUGUACUGGGCCGUACUCACUACCCUCUGUAGCGCCUUGUGGUCGGAUGCCGAGCAGUUGCAAUACUAAGCGGUGAUGCAACCAGUCUGGAUGCUCUUGUUGGUGCAGCUGUAUAACUUUUUGAGGAUCUGAGGUCCCAUGCCAAAUCUUUUCAGCCUCCUGAAGGGGAAUAGGCGUUGUCGGGCCCUCUUCACAACUGUGUUGGUUUGAUUGGACCAUGAUAGGUCCUUAGUGAUGUGGACACCAAGGAACUUGAAGCUCUCAACCUGCUCCACUACAGCCCCGUUGAUGUGAAUUUUCAUGUAAUCUGACAAUAGCACUGGUUUCAAUCCAAGUGCCAAUGCCGUUUAGCAAACUCCAGACAUUUACAUUUGUUGGAUGACAUGAAAAUAUAGCUUUUUGGCCAUACACACCAGUGGUGGGUUUGGCAUUGAAAUUAGAAUGCAUAAGCAGAUAGCUAAGAACCCCAUACCUACUGUAAAAUAUGGUGGUGGAUCUUUGAUGUUAUGGGGCUGUUUUGGUCCUGGGGCCCUUGUUAAGGUCAACGGCAUCAUGAACUUUACCAAGUACCAGGACUUUUAGCCAAAAACCUGGUUGCCUCUGCCUGAAACUUGGCCAGAAGUGGAUCUACCAGCAAGACAACAACCCCAAGCACACAUCAAAAUGCACAAAGAAAUUGUUAAUUGACCACAAAAUCUCAAGACUUGAAUCCCAUUGAAAACCUUUGUUUUGAAUUGAAGCGGGCAGUCCAUACAUGCAGACGAAGGAUAUCAAGGAUCUGAAAAUAUUCUGUAUGGAGGAAUGGUCUAUAAAACAUGUCUGUCACCAGAAAACGGGGAGGAGGAGGAGGAGGAGGAGAAAAGCUGGAUGCGUGGUGAUUGUGGAGGCCCUUGUUUUCCACCACAGUUUGGGAGUGUGGUGGACUCAUUUGAAGGAGCGGGCGGAAGGGUGGGCAGUGCAGGGUAAUCAGAGACAGUAGGCAGGAUGGGUGGGGAGCAUCGAGUCAGAGGCAGCUUACAUGGUAGCGCUGUGCUGGGUAGAUCUCGCGUAUUGUCUUUUCUGUGGCUGUAAAUAAUUUUUGGGGUGCCGUUCUCUGUCUUUCUCUCUCGUUCUCUCUCUCUCACUUUCUCCCGUUCUCGCUCUCGCUCUCUCUCUCUGUCUCUCUCUCUCUCUCUCGCUUUCUCUCUCUGUCUGUCUCUCUCUCUCUCUCUCUCUCACUUUCUCCCGUUCUCUCUCUCUCUGUCUCUCUCUCUCUCUCUCUCUCUCUCUUCAUUUUAUUUUAUUAUUUUACUUAAUUUAUUAUCCUGUUCUCUUCUCUUCUUCUUUCUAUCCUGUCUUUUCUCAAAACCUCCUUUCUAUCUCCCCUAAGCUGGAAUGGUUGUCUUUUGCAACUCUUGCCUCUCGCCGAAAGCAGUGUGUGAGAAAGUAUGACUUGAGUUCGUUACACGAUCAUUAGCACAGACCUCAUCAUAUAGACCCACUCUAAGAUCACAAAGAAGAACAAGACCUUUGAUCCAAAGACGCCCAAAUUACAAUGCAAACAGCUACGCAUUGAAGACUGAAACUUUUGAUGUUUGAUGUGUAUGUUUGCUAAAUUGCUGAAAUUCUUUGAAAUGUGUGUUCUGUGAUGAUUGUGUUAUUCUCUCUGAGCUCUUAUACCACAGCUUUACAGUUAGUUUAAUUGGACUCUUAAUAGCAUUUUCACACUAUUAGGCAGACCCAAACUGUAUAUUUCAUUUCACAUUGUCCUUUCCAGCAUGGUUCCAACAACUAUGAUGCAUGCAUAAACCAGGGCAGCUUUAUACAGCUCGGCUCGGCUCGCUUGGCUUUGCUCCGUAGUGUGAAUCAACCCUUAUUGACCUUUGACCUCUUUGUGUUUUAGGAGCGGAUGCACUUUGAGAGUUUGAGUCAGCACCUGGGAGAGGAUGGAAAGAUCGGCCACAGGGUCAUUGACCUUACCAGACCUGAGGAUGUUCAUGGUGAGUUCCGUCUUUUUUCUUUUUUUCUAUUUUUUCUUUCUUUCUUUCAAAAUGUCUAAAUAAUAUUUUCUUUCUUUGUUUCAAAAUGAAAAAAAUAUAUAUUUCUCCCUUUCUUUCCAUCUUCUUAAAGUUCUACAUACACAACGAUCUCUUUCAGUUCUCCAUACUUUUAUGUAAGUGCAUUCUGUACAGUACAGUAUGUUCUGGUUCAUGUUUAUGACUGUGUGUAUGCUUACCAUCCAUGUUUAUAUGAAUGUGUAUAAGAAUACAUUGCCGUUGUAUGGCUUGGUGCAUAAUAGUAGAAGAACAGAGGAGAAGAGAAGAGAGAGGGUCAGACGGAUAUUUAAAAGACAGGAAAAGAGGUUAGGUUUGAGGUAAAAGUGGGCACAUCCUGCUCAGGCUAAAUGGAUGCUAGUGACCCUUCACUUGGGGCCCUUGGUUAGAUAGCGCCACUUUUUAGGGCCUCUUUCAACUGUGUUCCCUAUGGUAGAGAAACGGACAGAGAGAUAGUCUGCUCUGCACACAGGUAUUCACCAGACCCAAAUAUUUAUUGUGUUCUUCUCGGAAUGCCUUAGUCAAGGCACAAUGUUUUCCAAACCCCUGCCUUGUACUUAUAGGCCCACUCUGUGAUAUUUACAGCUUUUUUCGAUCACUUAAGGCCUCAUGAGAUUAGUUUAUUAACCCCAUCACAGCCCCUGAGCUUUAUACCAAACCAAGUGGCGGGCCCUCCGUUUUGUUUUUCGAAUUAAGGACCUUUAAUACAACACAAUUUUGCAGUGGGCUUCUUACGUCUACGGCGAGAAGUGGUAUUCUAGAUUCUCCCCAUCUUUCCAACCCACUAACACUGUUUGUGUCUCAGACAAUUCCACCCUGCCGAAGUAUGCAAACAGAAGCAAGGCAGUUAAAACGGAAUUGGGUUUUUUAUAUUUUCCGGCUCAGAACCCACCUGUUUUCUAUAAACCCCCAGUGUUUACAGGUUACGGUGGAUUGGGAAGCAUUCAUCACGCUGUAGUUUGAAAUCAGAGCCAUAAACACAGGACCGUAAACAGAGAUGUUAUCUGGCUGAUAAUCAGAGCGUCGUUGACGGCGACCAAACCGAGCGGGUCCAUCCCUAUUUAUGCUCUUCUGUGUAGAGUAGACGCAGGCCCCCCUCAUUUCUGUAACACACAAGUGCACAGACACAUACGCACGCAUGCGUGCACACACACACCACACGCACACAUAUAUUCUUUACCCAUCUCUUGCCUUUCAGUUGUCCCCUCCCUCACUGUCUGGAGGCCAUGCUCUUAGACAUACUGUGCAGUAUAUGUACUAAUGGCUUAAUGGGUUUUUACACGAACGAGUGAGCGAUUGAGUAAGUCAUGAAAUGUCCCUCCCUUCCCACAGGUGUCGCCAGCACUACGGAGGCCCGGGUCUUCAGGGAGACCAGGGGCAGGAACAGUACUGAGCCCCAUAUUAAGAGGCCCAUGAAUGCCUUCAUGGUGUGGGCCAAGGACGAGAGGAGGAAGAUCCUGCAGACCUUCCCCGACAUGCACAAUUCCAAUAUCAGCAAAAUCCUGGGUAAGAUGGCAGAGCUGUGGUCAAGCGGUAACACUCCCUGGCAUGUCGCAUAUAAAACUCCACACCGGAGACCAGGGUUCAAUCCCGGCGUCCAUCCUUCUCACUGUUUCUCCCACAUGCCCGUUUGAUUUCCUUACUGUCUGAAUGAAGUGUCAAAAAUAUAUAUAAAAAAAAAAAUUAUAUGCCCUCCAUAUACCGUGGCCUUGUUAUGGUCAUACAGGGUCUUUCAGUUGCAAAGAUUAAGUGGAUUGAUUUUCCACAGUCAGCAAUUUAGCGGUUUUGAGUGUGAAAACAUUGCAAAUCAUCCCGGAUUGGGACACAGUCAAAUCAAAUUGUAUUUGUCACAUGUGCAGAAUACAACAGGUGUAGACCUUACCGUGCUUUAUAGAGUUAAGAAAAUAUUUACUAAAUAAACUUAAAAUAAAAAGUAACACAAUAACGAGGUACAUUUACAUUACAUUUUAGUCAUUUAGCAGACACUCUUAUCCAGAGCGACUUACAGUUAGUGAGUGCAUACAUUUUUUCAUACUGGUCCCCCGUGGGAAACGAACCCACAACCCUGGCGUUGCAAGCACCAUGCUCUACCAACUGAGCUACACAGGACUGAGUCAAUGUGCGGGGGUACAAGUUAGUCGAGGUAAUUUGUACAUUUAGGUAGGGGUAAAGUGACUAUGCUGUUUAGAUAAUAAACAGCGAGUAGCAGCGGGGGGGUCAUUGUAAAUAGUCCGUGUGGCCAUUUGAUUAAUUGUUCAGCACUCUUAUGGCUUGGGGGUUGAAGCUGUUGAGAAGCCUUUUGGACCUAGACUUGGCGCUCUGGUACUGCUUGCCGUGCGGUAGCAGAGAGAACAGUCUAUGACUUGGGUGACUGGAGUCUUUAACCCCCUCCAAAAAAAUUGGAACGUAAUCUCAGUGUAUGUGGCCUAUGCGGUGACUUAAUCCUAAAUUCUGGUGUUACGAGCACCCACCCUCAAACUGACUGAGCCGUCAGUCACUGAGCCUUCCCCCACUGGUCAGCUCAUACACAGUUCAUAGGGUAAUCCUGAGUAAGAUGGUGUAGGCGUGCAGCUAGGGUGUAGGCGUGCUCUUUUAUAGAGGGCAUAAGGGGUAACUGUGCACACUGUGUGCUUGCUUUCCAUCGCAUGUGCGGCUAUGUCAUGUUUUAAGAGGGUCUCAUUUGAAACAACACUGCCAUAUGAAACAGCAACUGAAAGCGUUACCACUAUCCCCCACGUCCACCUAAACAUUCAAUGAUGUAUUCAAAAUAUUGUAAAUCUACCAAUCAAUCGGUUAAUCUGAUCUUAUUGAAUCAUUCAUAUUAGAAUAAAUAACAUAUCUCCCUCUUACAAAGUUCAGUAUAGAAGUCACACGCACCCAGAGAACUCUCUCUCUCUCUCUCACACACACACAGAGCUCCACUGUGAGACUCUGACUGGGGUGAUGGAGAUGUGCAGUGAAAAGCGCUUCUUGUGUUGAUACUAGCCUUCAGAAAGUAUUCACACCCCUUGACUUUUCCACAUUUUGUUGUGUUACAGCCUGAGUUUAAAAUUGAUUAAAUGGAGAGUUAUUGUCACUGGCCUACACACACAAUAAUACCCCAUAAUGUCAAAGUGGAAUUAUGUUUUUAGACAUUAAUGAAAAAUGAAAAGCUGUAAUGUUUUGAGUCAAUCAGUAUUCAACCCCUUUGUUAUGACAAGCUUAAAUAAGUUGAGGAGUAAAAAUGUGUUUAACAAGUCACAUAAGUUGCAUGGACUCACUCUGUGUGCAAUAAUAGUGUUUUUGCUUGUUUUUGCUGUUCUCCAAAUAGCAUUUUAGAGUUUUAGAAUUGUAAUUAUAAAAAUAAGGUAAAGAAACAGACAACACUUUGUUUUAAGUUAAAGCAGUAGGCCUUUAAUACAUAUUUAUUACAAUCAAACCUUCCGUUUACCUUAUAAUACUUGUUUAUCUGUGUUUCAUUAUUCAAUUUCUUGCGGGGCUUGAUGUAGGUAUUUCAGUUAAUCACUGGACAACAACAUUUCCUUCGUUGGUCGGUUUUUAAAUCAAAAAGUAACAUCACUACAGUAGCAUGUUCACGAGAUUCGUUUCUCCUUGCAACUUCAACAGACAGCCACUGUGUCCACUGCUCUGUGACCCUGAAUGUCAGAUUUUGUGGUAAUUUGAUCAGACUGCUAUCCGGGGUGCUGAAUAUCAGAUAUUGUCAGAUAUUGUCUUGUGCGGCUCCCUCAAAAAAAAAUUUUUUAAUGGAAAAAAUGGCUCUUCCAGUAAUAAAGGUUGUCGACCCCUGCACUAGGCCAAAAUGUUUGCCGUUGAGCAAACGGUGUCAAGUGACUUUACUCGCUAAAUGAAUUGAGGCAAACUGAACGCUGUAUUAAAGAAAUACAAUCUUUGCACUUUGCUCAUCCGUCAUAUACAUAGACCAUUGUUCAAUAUCACUGAAGUUAUCAUUCUAAAACUCUUACCCUACGAGGUCCGGAGCUUGCUGGUUUUCUAAUUAAUUGUACCCACCUGGUGUCACAGGUCUAAAUCAGUCCCUGAUUAGGAGGGCAAAUAUGAAAAAACUCAGUGGAACUGGCUUCGUGGUCCAGAGUUGAGUUUGAGGGUUCUAAAGCAUUGGAUAGCUCAAACCUCAUCACUCAAAGUUGGGGUCAAAUGUAAAGGGUCAGAGGUCACCUAUCACUUCCUCCUAUCCGGCGGAGACUGAACAUUCCGGAUAUUUACCUAGUUAGCGGUUUGUUUGUGGUGACACCAGGGAAACACCAGACCUGAGAGGCGAUCAGGAGACGAUGGAGGGUGUGCUGCCCAAACACAAUAACACAGCUGGAGACGAGGGACACGAUGCAGCCGCGUUAGGCAAAAAAAAAAAAAAAAAAAGGACCUCACUGUUUCCUUAGUUGAAAAAGGAGGGAGUCUCGAUAAACGUUGGUAAACAGAGUCCUGGGUUUACGCUCCAAAUGGCACCCUUUACCCUAAAUAGGGCACUAAAUAGGGAAUAGGGUGUCAUUUGGGACGCAGCCCUGGAUUCCUCUCUGUGUGUGUUCUAGCUGUGGUGUGUGUAUAAUGGGUUGUCAGAAAGCCACGCAGAUGUGCUCCAUUCCUGCGGUGACGGUCCUGUCCACUUGUUCCGUCAGCUGGGUGCUUAUAGGAGAGACAUGAUGAGAACACAAUGUAUCAGGGAUCCUGAAGAGGGACAGAUUCCUGUUUUCAAGCACACUUCAACAGUGUAGAUGCACUAGUAGUCUCUCUCAUAUUACAAGUUCCUACUUGAAGAGAUUUCCUACUAUUAUAAAAUGUAGUGCAGUGGAAGCGCUGUCUCGUAAGGUUCAAUGGCUAAUUGAACCACAUUAUAAGAUAGGGGUGGGAAUUGCCAGGAACCUCACAAUAUAAUAUUAUCACGAUACUUAGGUACCGAUACAAUAUUUAUUGCGAUUCUCACGAUUCUAUAUGUAUUGCGAUUCGAUACUGUGAUUUUAUUGCGAUUUGAUGUUCCAAACAUAUUGCUCACGAUAUGUCUGCUGCAGAGAGACGAGAGAGAGCAGGAGAAAAUUAGUUUUGAUCAGUCAGGGAAAUAAAUGUGUAGAGCAAAUUUUGGCUCAUUAUUUAAAAAGAAAAUUAAAGAACAAGCUAUAGGAUGAAAAAUACCGGAGUUUUGGCGCAGGUACAGCCGACUAGCGCUCAUUAACGCUACCUACAGUAGCAAAAAAUAACUACUUAUUUAUUUUUACAAAUCGAUACUUGGAGUCAAAUAUCGAUAUAAUAUUGUUGAAAAAUUACAUUGCGAUAUGUAACUGUAUCGAUACCCCCCACCCAUACUAUACUUGACAAACUUUGACUCCUAUACACUCUAUGAACACCAACUCCAAUACACUCUACGAACAUCAAUACCCUAAUAGUGUCCUUCAGUGUGUGUGCGCGUGCACGUGUGUGUGCGCGCGAGUAUGUGUGUGCACACAUGAGUGUGUUUGUGUGUGUGUGUGUCCUUACGCUGUAGUUUGGGUUCCAACCCUGACUCUUGCUGUGUGUGUGUCCCGCUAUCCGUGUAUAGGCUCUCGCUGGAAGUCCAUGACCAACCAGGAGAAGCAGCCAUACUACGAGGAACAGGCCCAUCUCAGUAAGAUCCACUUGGAGAAGUACCCCAACUACAAGUACAAGCCCCGGCCCAAGAGGACCUGCAUCAUCGACGGCAAGAAGCUGCGCAUUGGCGAGUACAAGCAGAUGAUGCGCUCGCGGCGCCAGGAGAUGAGGCAGUUCUUCAGUGUGGGGUAAGAAGAGAGAGACACUCUUCUGAUUGACUGUUGUACAGUCUUUAGGCUAACUAGGUUAUCUGUUAGUAUACUUAAAGGGACAUUACACUCCAAAAUCAAAGUUGAUCAAACCUCAAAAGUGGUCUUCUGUUGAGAUAAGUCCAUGUCCCAGGCCAUUUGUUUUGUAAAUUGAGCAUGUCAUUUCCAUAUUUCCAGAACAAAGAGAUAUUUUUUAUUCAUUUGACUAUAGCUGGACAUACACAACCGAUGAUGUGAUACGUGGAUUCAUCUUGACAUUAGACUACUUUUGAGGUCAGAAAACAUCUGACAAACUUUGAUUUUGGAGUAAUACCCUUUAAAGUAACUGGCCAGUGAAAAUCUCACUUUUAAAGGUUCAUGUUCUGUUAACUCAUACCCAAAUAAUGUGGUUGACUCAUCCUAUACUCGUAUUUGUGGCCAAAGCAUUAAUUAGUGAAAAAAACCUUCCAAAACCUCACCUUAAACUUGUAUAUCAAACAGACUGUUUCAAAAAAUGCUUGCUAUUUCCUCAUAUAGCGUGACAUUGCGUUGGCUCAUUGACUGAGCUGGCCAACCAGCCGUUACUUGUCAUGCAUAUUUUUUAUUACCGGUAUACACCCACAUAAUUCUGUUGUUGGGGUACACCCACACCAUUCAAACACAGAAAGACAGAUUUUUAACAUACUUAAUUAAAGUAAAAUUAUUUAACUCAUAUUGUAAAUAAUUAUUGGUCACUUUAAUACUAAGCUAAUAGAGUUAAGCAAACUGAUCAUGGUAUCAACUAUCUCUUAAAAUAUUUUUUCAUGGACGGCUCCCAUUUUCGAAUUGGAAUACUUGAAUCAACUGCUCCUAAUCAUUUUGUUAAGGGAAAGUUGGUAUUUGUACAGUACUGCACCCAGUACUGACUCUGACUAUUUCCCUCAAGCAAUAGUGCUGAAUUUGUAAUCCAAACUACUAGUUUAAAGAUAACAAGGUCUCUUUAUCAUAAGGCUUUUCUCAUCCUCUCAUGUCAAACUGCAGGCAAUGCUGAGAACAAGGCAGUGCCCCAAAAGGCACCUUAUUCCCGAAUUAGUGCACUAGUUUUGACCAAAGCUCUACAGUAUGGGCCCUGGUUAAAAGUAGUGACCUAUAUAGGGAAUAGGGUGCCUUUUAGGAUUCAGCCAAAGCCAGUGGCUUGGUCUUAAUAGAAAACAGGCAUAGAUGUGAUUAAAGUCAUCACGGCAGGCCACGUUUAAAUGGAUUUACCAGGGGCACAGCUUUGAAUUGGAGUGAUUUUUAAUAGUUGUCAUUUAUUAAAUUAGGACAAUGGCAGGCCCUUGCGGGCGGUAGAAAUUAUACUAGCAGAUGUUUGAGAGAGAGAGAGAGAGAGAGUUUAACUCUGUAAUUUAGUGUGUGUGGUCAAGCAAAAGAAAAGCCUGAUUCACCAUAGCGACUGGAGUUUCACUCAGGACUGAAUCAAAUAACUGGGGAGGAGCUAUAAGUUGAGGUAUGACCAAUUUCGACCAGGCUCCGUAUAAUGAAACAGGGUCGUUUUUAAGCAGUUUAAUGUGAAAAUUAGUCUGUCCAUGUUCUCUGCGGUAAUUGUUUCUAGAAGGGGGGAACUGUUAGGUGAGGAAACUGACAUCCAUUUUCUUGGUUUAUGUGCUUCAUUUGAGGAGCCAGAGGGCUUGCUUGAGUGAUAUGCGUUUACCUUCAUUCCAUCCAUUUCUCAAGAGGCUAUUUAGCUGACGUUGACAGGACUACUGUGUGCUGGCAAAAGCUAUGUGUUAAGGUUUGCCCGAAAGACAAGAGUUAGCUACUGUUCAACUUGUUAUAAAUAGCUGUUCAAAAGCAGGCCAGGAAAGAAUGAAUCUGUUUUUCCAAAACACCCUAUCUGUCUCUCUUACACGCUCUCUCACUUACCUUCUCUUGCUACUUCUACUGCACUUCUUAGGGCUCGUGAUCGCGCGAAGUCGGAGAGAGAGGAGCGAGAGAGCGUAGCGAGGGCGAGUAGAUGCGAGAGAGUGGUAGUAGAGCUAGGUGAGGAUCGCGAAUCGCGCGAUCGAUCUAUUAUCUAUCGCUCUCUCGCUCUAUCUCUCUCUCUCUCUCUCUCUCUCUCUCUCUCUCUCUCUCUCUCUCUCUCUCUCUCUCUCUCUCUACCUCAGGCCACAGCCUCAGAUCCCCAUCAGCAACAGUGCAGGCGGCCUCUACCCGGCUGCCAUCACUAUAGCGACAGCCACGCCCUCACCGCACCUGACGUCGGACUGCUCCAGCGCCUCGGCCAGCCCCGAGCCCACCAUCCCCGUCAUCCAGAGCACGUUCGGCGUGGUCAAGCCCAAGCCAGUCGCAAUGGUGACCGGCGACCACCCGGUCAACGGAGAGGAUGAGAUAGACAUGUAUGAAGACUUUGAGGAUAAAUCGGACUACAGCAGUGAGCAUGAGACACAUGAGCCUGUCAGUGCCAAC
Coregonus sp. 'balchen' is the source of this 22563-nucleotide messenger RNA. Lineage: Eukaryota; Metazoa; Chordata; Actinopteri; Salmoniformes; Salmonidae. The record is from the annotation of a GenBank genome assembly.